This is a messenger RNA of Penaeus vannamei (Pacific white shrimp), 2011 nucleotides long. Its product is annotated as serine proteinase stubble. Gene Ontology annotation, biological process: proteolysis. The record is from RefSeq and is a predicted model, not a curated record. Gene Ontology annotation, molecular function: serine-type endopeptidase activity. Lineage: Eukaryota; Metazoa; Arthropoda; Malacostraca; Decapoda; Penaeidae.
ACUUCGCCCACCACCACGCCCAUGACGCCCUCCAGCCCGGCCUCCCCGCCCACGACCCCCCGCCCCUCUGUCGCCCGCCACGCCCGUCCCCGCAGGCCUGACGGAGACGACGGAGGAAGAAGCCGCCACGGAAGCCACUCCUGAACCCACGGAGAGCUACAACGAGAUUCCUGUCGGGAUGACCGAAGGGGACGAGGCAGAGGUACAGCAGGAGACGACGCAGCAGGGAGACUCCACCACGCCUUCCGCGGAUCUCACGCCCGCAGCAGGCACAGCCCCGGCCACUUCGCUCGCCCCUGAGGUUGUGGGAGCCUCCGACGUCUCUUCGGAAUCUGACGAAGAAGACGACAUGAACGCCAUCAUCUUCCCAGACGACCCGAUCCUCGCCGUACGACCCGAGACAGAAGCCCUGGAGGCGGUGACCGAAACGCAAGUGGCAGACACGCAAGAGGAAGCCGUCGUCGAUGGCGCCCUCCUCCAGAUUCUGGAUUUUAGCGACGUCGGCGGACACCAGAGCCAGGUCUCGACGACGACCCAGGCUAGCACGGCCACAGCAAGUCCCGUGAGUAGCGUUCCCACGUCUGGUCCUUCUUCGGGGCCUCUCGAGGUCCAGCAGAUCGAAGUCGCUGGUGGGGUCGGCGAAGAAACGGACGUGGACUACGACUACUAUGCUAACUACCCCGACCAGAUCCUCCUUCAGCCCGUCAACCAGAAUAUCUGUGGCUUUAAAGGAGCCAAGCCUUAUGACGACCAGCUGAGCAGCAGGAUCCUCGGGGGCGUCGUGGCGUCGACGGUGGAGUGGUGUUGGGUGGCGGCCAUCAUGGAGCGGCGUCAGGGCGGCAACAAGUUCGUGUGCUCGGGGGCGCUGGUCGAGUCCAACCUCGUGCUCACCACCGCCACCUGCCUCAAGAGGCUGCAGAACCGCGACUUGUCUCGGUACAUCGUGGUGUUCGGCGACAGCAACCUGCGCGAGGACCUUCCCUACGGGGUGCAGUUCCACUCCCUCGCAGAAGUGGUCACCCACCCCGACUACUUCACCUCCGGGGGCGCGCACGCGAGUGAUAUAGGCGUGAUAAGGCUCCGCGACCACGCGACCCUCAGCGACAACGUGUGCCUGGUGUGCAUGGCGCAGCAGGACGCCAUGUUCCCCGCCCAGACCUGCACCGUCACGGGCUACGGCGUCGGCGACAUCCCGGCGCCCAUGCUCAAGGACGUACAGCAGACGGUGCCGCUGGAGGGCAUUUUGAGGCAGCUUUCGGUCCCCGUCCACAAGGAAGCCGACUGUCGAGACACGUUGCGGAAUGUCACGCGUUCGGAGAUCUUGGCUUCGUCCGAUUCCUUCCUCUGCGCCGGCGGUACUGGCGACGGCAGUGCUUGCUACAGCACGAUGGACGGCGGCUCCCCCCUGGCGUGCGAGGCCGGCGGGCGCUGGUUCCUGGCGGGGCUGGUGUCGUGGUCGCGGGACUGCACGGAGCCGGGGACGCCCAACGUGUACACGCGCGUGUCCUCCUUCACCAACUGGCUCCAGGCGACUCACCUGCGCAUGAUGGGCUUCGCAACGCACCAGAUUAAGCUGACGUGAAACCUACUUCGUACUUCAUAUGUAGAGGGGUUGCCAUGCUAAGUGUGUCAUGAGGAAGGUGCUGGACUACUACUGUACACUUUUAUUAUUAAGGCCAAAGUCAAAGUCUUGCGCUUACCGAGUCGAAGUUGUUUCAAGGCUUAAGACACUCCAUGAUGAAAUGGCGCGCUAGGAGAGAAAGGAUAAUUUUUGAGAGAAAAUAAUAUUCUCUGGUAGAUUCUCUAGUGAAUGUUAAUGUUCUUAUGUGUUUUAAGAUCGUGUGUGUCGUAGCUUUAUGCCUGUCGGUGUAUUUUUAAGUUUUUUAUUUAUUUUGUUAUGUUCUAUAUGUCUGUAUGACUGUGUAUGUUGAGCAGUUGGCUCCACCAUUCAUUGUGAAAAAAAACAUGUCUUCGUGAACUGACUAUGGAAUAAAAUAAAUCACAAAGCGUA